Molecule: messenger RNA, 3669 nt
Organism: Colletes gigas
Lineage: Eukaryota; Metazoa; Arthropoda; Insecta; Hymenoptera; Colletidae
Product: RNA-binding protein 4.1-like
Exons: 9
Coding region: 123-1250 (375 amino acids)
Cellular component (GO): cytosol
Molecular function (GO): mRNA binding
Source: RefSeq, a predicted model, not a curated record
GUCAAAAGUGUUCAAGGUGGAAUUCGUUGACGCCAUUUCGUACCUCGUUUCGCUGUAGCGUCACGAAAGUUUCUUCCCUUUUCCUUUAAUUUAAUUUCGCCAAAACGUCGCAACAACAUAAAAUGGUUUCAUCCAAUCAACCGAGGAAAACAAAAAUAUUUGUGGGUCGGUUACCAGAAAAUUGUCGCAGCGAUGAGUUGCGACAAUUAUUUUCACGUUUUGGUGAGGUAACUGAAUGCGAUGUCAUGAAUCGAUAUGGGUUUGUCCACAUGGCACGUGAGGAAGAUGCAGCUGUAGCGAUCAAAGCUCUCCACAACUCCAACUUCAAAGGGGCAACGAUCAACGUGGAACAGUCUACUGGCAAAUCACGCGGCGGGGGAGGAGGACGCAGGGACGGAGAAAGAAGAGCUGGACCAAUGAGAGGUGGUAGAGGAGGACGAGACGGUGGUAGAGACGCUCGUCCAGGACCUUACAAUGAUAGAAGAGUUCUUCCGAUCCAACUCGUUGGUUACGAUGGAUCUGCUGCAGGUGGCGUCGCAACGGGGUACACCGAUUACAAUCGUGGCGCUGGAGACUUUAGUGGACGUGGAACAGACUUUGGCACUGGAUACACCGACCGCGGAGCAUACGGCCAAAAUGUGGGGAAUGCAGCGAUGGGUUACACUUCAACUGCGCCAGGAAUGGGAGGAGGAUAUGGACCGGCGACCGGAGCUGUUGGAGGAUAUGGACCAACCGGGACAGCUGAUUACGGCCGAACUGCAGACUAUAGUCGCGCAGCAGAGUUCGGAGCCAGAACAGAUUACGUGGUAGGAGGUGGGAUGACUGGUGAUUUUAAUCGCGGUGCACCAGGUCCUAUGGAUUAUGGGCGUACUGAUAAUUUUGGUGCAAAUCGCACAGUUGAUUACACAGCUAGAAAUGAAUAUGAUCGAACUGCAACUGGACCUAUGAGAAACGGUGGUGGUGCUGUUGCCACUACUGGGUAUGGAACAGGGUACACAGAUGUAGGAUAUGAUGAAAGUCACUGGCCAAUGAGUACUGGACCCAGCUACAGCACUGGAACACCUAGUUACAGCACUGGUCCUGGACCACAGGCAGACAUGUUUAGUAGAAGACCUGCCGUCCCCAGUGGUGGAUAUCCACCUGUUGGUGGAGGUUAUACUGAAGGAUACGACAGACCAGAUGCGUAUGGUCCUCCACGUGGUGGUGGACGCUUCCCAGGUCCGGCAGACGCGAUGCCACCGAGGUACUAAAAGCGUACUAAAGCAAAUACUAAGCGCAUGCGCGAAAGGCACCCUUAAACAAAUGCCUCUUUAGUGGUGGUCGUUCGCUAACGGAAUCGAAUACCUAGGAACUGCCCUGCGUCCGACAAAUACAGAGUCCAUACCAUUACAUACGAUACUAUGUAUAAUGAUAGAUACGAUAGAUCUAAUGUUUAACACUAACUUAAGGUACGGUAAGAAAUAAGAAGUAUCAAUGAGUAACAUAAUCAGAAAUGAAACGUAACUAAGAUACUUUAAAGAAGAAGAAAAUCGAAUCUUUCAUGAAAAUUGUAAUAUGGAGUCAAGGAAUUUUAUAUGUCGUUCACAUUUUUUUUCCAGCAAAUAGUGGGUAUUUUGUGCGAUUUGUGUUCGUAGUUUUCUUUUUUCUUGAUAUUUCCUAUGUUUUUUUCUUUAGUAGUGGUACCACCCCAACUAUAAACGGUGUGGGUUGAAUUAUCUUUUAUCUAUCUUAAGUCAUAUGAUAAUUACACUAUAGGAUAGAUGAUUUCGUUAUAAGUUUAUAAUAUUUAGAUCAAGAUGAUGGUGACGUAGGCUGCUAUUAAAUAAAAAGUGCUGUAUAAUCUUUUUUUACACGUAAGAACUUGGAUAAUAUUUUAAAUGUUCAUUAAUAAAGCAGAAAAACGCGUUUGCAGAAGUUAUCAAUGUACCUUAACGGAAUGAAAAAUAAAAUUUAAACGAAUACAUCUUUAAGUCUCUUAGCUAAAUAUUUUAAAGUACGUUCACCUUAUUACAGUUUACUUGUAAAUCGCCUACAGUUCAUAGAAUUUCAAUCCAAUCAUACAAAUGUUAUUACUAAAGGCCUUUUAGUUUUCGCUUUAAGUUUUGAUCACACUUUUAUUUGUACUUUCCAAGCAAGAGACUGCUACUAAAACUUCUCUUCAUUAAAAUAUGCGAAGCUGAUUAAUCACUACACAGAAGGGGAUCAUCGAAGACAUUUUAAUGCAAGAUCAGGUGAAAUGUGAUUUUCUCAGUCAGACUAUCCUUUACCGUUCUCCAGCGAACCAACUAGGAAUAAUCAGCGCGCGUUCAAAAUGUGGUACACAUAAUAAUUAUUUGGGUGACGUUUUGCAUUACAAAAUUGCUUUACCUUAUUCGUUUCCUCUUGUAUCGUUUAAUACAAUAUGAUAGAAUUCAUAGGAUCGAAAUUAAUCGUUUUGUAAUAUUCUUACGCUACUUUCAUCGUUUAAUUCAUCGAUGGUGGUUAAACCCUACGCACACCAUAAAACUGCAAGUGACCGUCAUUGACCCUCUAUUUCUCUGUUUCUCAGAACGUUGACAUUUUCAAAUUGUUUACCCACUAAUAAGCUUGAAGAUUGUUACAUAAUCUUUAUACCUUAUCUCCAGUUAUUAAAUGGUCUAGGCUUUGAUACAAUCUCUAUUUCAUUAAAAUUUCUAUGAGUUGGUGAUGCUGGUAUGUUUAAAAUUUCGAAAAUCCCCUGAGAAUUUGAGAAUGUCGAACGGCACGAACUUAUGGGACGACCUAAGACAAUGUAUAAUUGGCCCUUUGCAGAUGAUGCCUUAGUAUUUGGAAGAAAGUAUUAUUUUAAUUGUGCAAUUUUUUAAACAUUUUUGUAAUAGUCGCCACGCGGGUAGGUACGAAUAUUACAAACCGUUUAGCUUUGAGCUUACAUCACCAGUUGGUUUUUGAAAUAAGUAGGAGAAUAAAGAUGAAUUCCGUUAGUGUUCUGAUCGAUAUGAAAUUGUUUGUGUUAAUUAAACAUGGCGAAUGGUAUAAAUUCGAAAAAGCAAGGUGAAAUGCAGAACGUCAUUUGGACUUUGAUGGAAUCUACAUGUCUUGUACUCAGACAGCGUAAUCUUGAAUUGUGCGACGAACCGCGUAAGCGCAGCGCACUCUAAUCCUGGUGGCAUAUCAACGUCCGAUUAUUGAAGAAACGAUAUCAAGUCGCUUACCUAUGCGUGUGGCCUGUAGAUGCGACACUCUGGUGAAUAGUGCAAGCUUCGAUAUGCGGAUAACGCGCCACAAAUUGCGUUUGCGCUCAAAGCUGGCGGUGCUUUGAAUUUAAACAGAAGAUUACAAGUGGGAUGAGGACACACUGGACAAUGAGAUGAACUCAGAUUGCAAGUAUGAGUCCUAAAAAUACCAAGAAGACUUUGUCUGUCAGGGAAGACAUUCGGAGUGACGUAAAAAGAAGAAGAAGCGAAAGAAAAAAAAAAUGUCAAUUGUAGCCAUGUGCGCUAACAAUGUCAGAAUCAAUGAAUGUUAUUCUUGUUAAGUAAUAUUUUCACAGUAAUAUUUCAAUUUAACGCACUGCUAUGCGUUAUUAAUAUUUAUUAUUUCACUGUAAGAUAUAAAUACGUGUAUAUUACUACGUAAUGAAAAUGUCAAAAAAUAAAGAAAUAAUUUUUAAAUAAAUGUAAAAAAUUGUAC